GGGCUAUGGGUUAGCGUCGUCUCGCUCCACCUCCAUGGUUAGCUUGCGCAAUGAUGAUGUACUGUCGGUGUUGCUGGGUAAUUCACCUGCAAGAAAAGCGACCUUUGAGCCGGCAAAGGACGCAACCGACGUCGUAACAGACAUGUUUUAAUUAGCGUUCACAGGACUAAGAGGAGCAGCUGUGCGAUUUGAAAUUGUAACAUUACAGCUGAAUUAAGCAAUUGGGAGUCGCUCGCUCAGAGAUGGAGGAGUUCAAGAACAGUACUCUGGGCCGGGUAACGGUCUACUCUAUCCAGGCCUGCCCACACUGUGUGCAGGCUAAAGCCACCCUUGGACGUUUGGGAGUACCGGUGUGUGACGUGGAUCUGGGAAGGCACCCAGAGCUAAGAGCCAGGGUCAAGGAGCUGACGGGACGCAGCUCAGUCCCUCAGAUCUUUUUCAACAAUAUUCAUGUUGGAGGCAACGAUGACCUCCAGAAAAUGGUUCCUGAGGAGCUUCAAAGGUUGGUGAAUCUUGUCAAGGAAGAGCCUCUUCCAGCAGACGCUCCACCACUACCAGAGGAGAGUCAGGCGGAGGACAUGGCCGGGGAGACUGAUGGAGAGUUUAUGUGUGAGAAAGAUGAGUUGGCAGACCUGGUAGAGGACCUCAAACUUGGCAAUGUGAUUGGGACUCAGAGGAGGGGACUGACAUUGUACAAAAAGAGCUUCUCAUGUGACCAACUGGUCGACUGGCUGCAGAGAGAGAAGGGCAUGGCCAGGGCCGAUGCCUGUAGUACUGGCCAAGCAUUGUUGCAGAAGAAGUACAUGGUCAGUGUCCGUGGCUGUGGGCAGCAGGAUGGCUGUUUUGGAGAAGGGAAAGACGCACUGUACAGGCUGCUGCAGGAUGACCCUCAUUCAGCCCUCAACGCAGGACAGACGGCAGCCUGCAGUCCCAUCGAGGCUGCUGAACUCUCUUUGCUUGUGCGGGAGUUGAUCCUGAAAAUGUUCUCUGAGCAUCUCUCUGCUGAUGGCAAGUCUGUGGACUACAAGGCCAUGGCGGUGGACCCCUCCUUUGAGCGCUACUGUGAGCUAGCCAUUCAGCUCCAGAGGGUGGAGCUGCUCUCACUGAGUCGGGAGGAGAAACUGGCCUUCUUCAUCAACAUCUACAAUGCCUUGGUCAUCCACGGGUACCUGCGCCUGGGGGCCCCCACCAACAUGUGGCAGAGAUACAGAUUCUUCAACUAUGUGAGCUACCUGAUUGGAGGAGAAGUGUUCACGUUGCAGGACAUAGAGAAUGGAGUUCUGAGAGGGAACCGAAAAGGUGUCGCGCAGCUUCUACGGCCCUUCUCCAAAACAGACCCGCGACUACAAGUGGCCCUUCCAGACGCCGAGCCCCUCAUUCACUUUGCCUUGAACUGUGGCGCAAAGGGCUGCCCGCCAAUUAAAACGUACACGCCACAGGACAUUGACGGCCAGCUCCGCACAGCAGCUGAGGCCUUCUUGGAGAACGACGACGCCUGUUUGGUGGAUUCUGGGAAAAGAGAAGUGCGACUGAGUCAGAUAUUCAAGUGGUACAAAGCUGACUUCGGAGGAACUGAUGAAAAGCUGCUGACGUGGGUGGUGGAGCACAUGGGGGACUCUCCGAAGAAGACCAGCCUGCAGGGGGUCCUUUCUGCUGGGAAGACCAAAGUCAGCUUCCUCCCUUACGACUGGAGCACCAACAGUUCUCACUGAGCAUGCACACACACACACACACACACACACACACACACACACACACACACACACACACACACCAGCUCCAUGCUACGUCUCUUUGCAUCGGUCUGCAUUCUACUCGGCUGCAUACACAUACAAAAAAAUGGUUGAUGAUUUCCCGCUGGUCCUCGACCAUGCAAAUAUUUUUAAUGCGAACAUAUCCAAGUGGUGAGGGGGGCACAUUUGCACUGUACUGUUGAAUCAUACUUUGCUUGUAGGCAUGUCCGAGCUUUACGGUCUUCCUGUUAGCACCUACCUAUGUUUUGGAAGUUGUAUACAAGUUGCAUAUGCAACUUCUGGUAAUAUAAAGUAACAGCAGAGAGCCUUCAGAAAUGCAAUUGCACACUGAAACUUUGUCCUGCAGCAGCAUAACUAAUAGGAUGAGAUGCACAUUAAGCGCGUUAUUGACUUCCAUUAUUAAUACCCCAUGUAAAAUGUCAAAGCCUGAACAUUUCCCAAAUUAUUUUUUGAGUAAAUGAACACAGAGCUAACGGAUGGCACUCUUUUUAAUCAUUUUAACAGCAAUCAUCACCAUGGCUUCCAUGAUCUCCAGUCCUAAUCUUUAACCACUGUCAACAACUCAGGGGUCCUGGAUUAUCGCGAUCUUCCCGGUCCAAUCCAAUAUUCGUUGGGCUGUUUUACGCGGAGCAGUUAAACAGCAGAAGGUAUAACCGCUGCCUCGUCGAGCCAUAUGGAAACCCGUUGCACUUUCGGACCUGUAAUUCAUUCAUUCAGGCUGCGGAGGAGAGUCAGUCAUUCUAACCUGCCGACGUAAACAAGCCGAUUUUGUUUUCUAGAGGGAAAGAAAGUAAUAGCUAUUCCAUUUGAACGCUUAAUGGAAAUAGCACAUUAGUGUAUCAUCCAAAGCCCUGGAGGGUAACUACUCAAAUAAAACACAACUUGUGGCUGUGAAAAGACUGAUUUGAAUACAUGUAUGAUUAACUUCCUUCUCUGACCCAGGUAGCACGCUGUUUUCAUAGGACACACCCAAUGCUGUAAGGUGCUGCUCGUCACUCGUUCCCCAAAUCGAGAGCCACAGGUUGGACUGGAACUGUCAUGUGGUGCAGUGGCUCUCAAACUCGUUCUUGUUUUUAGCGCACCGAUUGUUUUGAAUCCCAACUUAUUUCUUCCCUCCUUCGUGUGAACAUCCAUGGUUGUUCACCCCUUUUGGAUCCAGGUCUUCCAUUUGAAAUUGGAAAAGAGCCACUGAUGUUUUGUAAAAGAUAUCGGAAAUAUUUCUAAUUGUCAACACGUUUUGUAUUUAUUUAAAAUACAUCUCUGACACUUUGCAUGUUUAUCACCAAAUGUUAAUGCUGUUGAGACAUAUUUGUAAAAUGUUUGCCGUCUUUUCUUCAGUAGUCAUGAGUUAAAUGUAGCAAAUUGUGUUGAUUAGUUUGCAGUUUGUGUGUUCAGACCUUUCAUUUAUUUUGUUCCAUCAUUGAGAUGCAAUUAAAUGUUUUCCAUAUUACCUGGACAUAAGUUUGUGAGACUUCCUCCAGUGUGAUGGCCACAGGUAACUGUAUGACUGAGGGUGUGGCUCCAGAAUGUUCUUAUCUCAGGUCCAAAGUAAAUGUGAGUAGAAACAAGGCUGAGUGGCUUGAUGUCAUCAAUGCACUGUGUGAUGCAGUCGUCCAUACUCUCUUAAAGACAGUCGUGCACAUUAUAACUGUUGGUUUCUUUGUUUUGAGCUGCACCCGAUCAAAAGGUGAAAUAAGCACGUAUUAAAACUGGAAAGCACAAGAUACCAGACACGUCUCUAAACUUGAAUGGCGGCCUGUAGCAGGAGGCGCUUCUCACUGCUGAGUUCGUAGCUUCUAAGCUCAGCCAGAAGGAAUAGUUGGAUCUCAACCAGUGUUGCCAGAUCCGCGGUUUUCCCGCAGAAUUGGGCUACUUUUGAAGUGUUGCCGCGGGUUGAAUUUUUUGUCUGCUGGUUCGGGUAGACAUAUUUUGCAUGCAAAUUACAUGAAUAUCUUUAAAUAAAAAUCCAUAUUUUAAAUGAAAUUUAUUUAUACCCAAAUCCUACCAAACUGACUCGAUCAGCACAUACACACAUGGACAUGGACUUUAAAAGCAGUGUAUAUGGUUUGGCACAGGCAUAUUGAGUUCUGAUAUUGGGCUGGUUUUGUCACACAGACUUGGCAACCCUGAUCUCACCACUCAUCCUCUCAAUUAGAACAUUAAAUGUCACUCUGAAAUCGGAAUAAAUGUGUGCAAUAGAUUUAAAACAUCAACUCGACUAGAGACCGUCAAAGUGCACCGUUGGCUUCACUGCACUUUGAAGGAUGAAGUGGACAGAAAAAAAGGGUUGCGUUUAUCUUGUUUUGAUGACCUCAUGUAUCAGGAAAUGUGAUGCCAAGUUUUUUUUAAUAUUCUAAUAUAAUCUUCUAUUUCCUCUUUCCUUGGAGUUAAAGCAAUAUGUUUAUGAAUGGUAAAUAUGCAAUGCUGAAAUAAAAUACAUUUGUUUCACUUUC
Messenger RNA from Pseudoliparis swirei, 4207 nucleotides. RefSeq lists its product as uncharacterized. The record is from RefSeq and is a predicted model, not a curated record. Gene Ontology annotation, biological process: intracellular signal transduction; cell redox homeostasis. Gene Ontology annotation, molecular function: electron transfer activity. Lineage: Eukaryota; Metazoa; Chordata; Actinopteri; Perciformes; Liparidae. The transcript is spliced from 11 exons. Bases 243 to 1712 code for a protein of 489 amino acids.